Acanthosepion pharaonis is the source of this 456-nucleotide messenger RNA. The record is from the annotation of a GenBank genome assembly. Lineage: Eukaryota; Metazoa; Mollusca; Cephalopoda; Sepiida; Sepiidae.
AUGACAUUUGGUGACGAUCGGCGGUAUGGUCGUGUUGCUAUUUUACACAGAAUAGGACACUCAGUGAAGAUCGCUGGCACGGGUGGGCAUGUUGCUAUUUUACACAGAAGAAUAGAACACUCAAAGAAUCAGACACUCGGUACCGUUGGCGUGAUCAUAUUGCUAUUUUACACAGAAGAAUAUGACACUCAUAUCUGUCGACCUUCCCGUAGUAUGUGGAUAUCUAACCAUAUCUGCCUACCUACCUAUAGUAUCUACUUUCCCAUAGUCCGUUCUAAGACUUCUGCUGCCACUAACACUCGUUCUUGUCACACAACAAUGUUGAAAUUUUUGAAAAGGAGCUAUCCUAAGGAUAGCGAAGAGCGAGAGAAAUUGAAAAAAGAACUGUUCGUUUUCACACGGGUGAGUGCUUCAUUCUUUUUCUUUAUUUAUAAAUCCAUGGGUGGUGGGAAUUAA